Messenger RNA from Puntigrus tetrazona (Sumatra barb), 8801 nucleotides. RefSeq names its product piezo-type mechanosensitive ion channel component 2. The transcript is spliced from 53 exons. Gene Ontology annotation, cellular component: plasma membrane. NCBI's taxonomy places the organism in Eukaryota, Metazoa, Chordata, Actinopteri, Cypriniformes, Cyprinidae. The coding region runs from base 70 to 8265 and encodes 2731 amino acids. Gene Ontology annotation, biological process: detection of mechanical stimulus; regulation of membrane potential; cellular response to mechanical stimulus. The record is from RefSeq and is a predicted model, not a curated record. Gene Ontology annotation, molecular function: mechanosensitive monoatomic ion channel activity; monoatomic cation channel activity.
CCGGAUCAUGCGGGUUUCCCGGCGGUGUGUGUGAUCCGUGCGGGUCGGGUCGGGUCGGGUCGGGUCGUGAUGGCCUCGGAGGUGGUUUGUGGACUGGUCUUCAGACUGCUGCUGCCCGUCUGCCUCGCCGCAGCAUGUUUGUUCCGGUACAACUGGCUGUCCUUCGUCUACCUCAUCUACCUCUUACUCAUCCCGCUCUUCGCCGAGCCGACGAAGACCACGAUGAAGGGUCACACGGGGCGCUUGCUGAAGUCCCUGUGCUUCACCAGCAUGACGUUCCUGCUGCUGCACAUCAUCUACCAAAUCACAAUCAACAGCCUGUUAGCAGGAGACAACAUCCAGCCCAACUUCAACUGCUCUUCGUGGGAGAGAUCAAUACGACAGCUGGGCUUUGAGAGCGUCCGAGGAGCAGACGCCGGGAACGGCAUCCGAGUGUUCAUCCCAGACAUCGGCAUGUUCGUGGUGGGUCUGGUCACCUGGCUCCUGUGCCGCAGUCUGGAGAAACCUCCGCUGAAGGACGUGUCUCAGCACAACAGCGACUUUGAGCUCGACAAUCAGGAAAAAGAGGAUGAGGAGGAAGACAAGAAAAGUGAGAAACUGGAGCUCGAGGAUGAGCUGCUGUUCGAAGACUUCGAGCUGGGCGAUGAAGAAAACUGUGAACUUCCUGAGGAGGAGGAGGAAGAGGAGGAGGAAGCGGAGGGAGAGGAUGGAGAAGUGGAGGAGGCCGACGUCGAAGAGAGCACCAAAAUGAAGAUCCUGCGUCAAAUAGCAGACGUGGCGUCCAAACUCAAAGAAAUCGUUGGCAAUCUGAUUACCACUGCAGGAAAAGUAGUCGUAACCAUAUUAUUAGGCCUCACAGGUAUGAUGCUGCCCUCUCUGACCUCGGCGGUGUAUUUCUUCACCUUCCUGGGCCUGUGCAGCUGGUGGUCUUUCUGCCGGUCCUUCGACCCGCUCCUCUUCAGCUGUCUGUGUGUGCUGAUGGCCAUCUUCAGCGCCGGACACCUCGUCAUGCUCUACCUCUACCAGUUCCAGUUCUUCCAGGAGUCUGUUCCGCCCGGAAACAUCUACGCCAGUCUGUUCGGCAUCUCUCCUGUGGUUCGGACGGACUGCUCUCACACCUGGAUGUUCAGAGUCAAUCCUGAUCUGGAGUGGCACCACUUUGUCAAUCCCAUCAUGCUCUUGGUGCUGUAUUACACCUUGGCCACGCUCAUCCGUCUUUGGCUGCAGGAGACAGAAGACACGGUGAAGGAGGACCAGGAGAAGCCUGAGGAACCCGAGGAACCAGAAGCUCCUGAAAGCCCCAUCAAUGUUUACUCUGCAGAGAAGAAGAGACAGCUGUGGAGAAUGGCUCAUUACCGCACAGAUGAGAGACAUGUAGGACUGCUCGCCACACAGGAAGGCUACAGCACACCCGAGGUAUUGAUGGUGCGAUCGAACGGAGCCUCGCUGGACUUCACAUCAGUGCCUCAUGAGAACGGGCCGAAGUCUGUGGAGCUGUACUCAACCCCUCGUUACAGACCCGACCCGCCUGAGACUGAUCCGCAGAAAGUGGACUGCGGUGUUUACAAGAUUGACUCGGUGUAUGUUGAGCUCUCCGAGGUUCCCCAGCCGUUCGGAGUCGUCCGGGUGAACGCAGCGGUCAAGGCUUUCAGGUUCAUCAUGAAGCAGAGCUACAUCUGUGCCCUCAUCGCCAUGAUGGCGUGGAGCAUCACGUACGUGAGCUGGCUGACCUUCGUCUUCCUCAUCUGGUCCUGUAUUCUGUGGAUGGUGAGGGACCGCAGGAAGUACUCCAUGAUCACCUCUCCGUUCAUGGUGUUUUACGGGAACCUGCUCAUCGUGCUGCAGUACAUCUGGAGCUUCGAGUCGCUGCAGCCCGUUCCUGGACUCUUCCUGAAGAAAGACGUGCCCUUCCGGGAGCUGGGCUCUAAAACGUUGUGUCUCCUCAGCUUCUGGCUGCUGGUGAGGCAGUUUCUGACGGAGAGAAGAGAGAAGCAGACGGAUGAAGAGCAGCUCUCUGGUGUCAGAGUGGACGGACACACAGUCGAGGGUCAGCAGGACGAGUCCGGGGGUCACAGGGAGAUGAUGGACGUGUUGGGUCGUACAGUCAUGGCUAUGCUCAAUAAAUACUGGAUCUAUAUCUGCGGAGGAAUGUUCUUCUUCGUCAGCUUCGAGGGACGUAUCGUCAUGUAUAAGAUCAUUUACAUGAUGAUGUUUCUCUUUUGCGUGGCACUUUAUCAGUUGCACUAUGAGAGGUGGCGCUGGAUGCUGAAGUAUUUCUGGAUGUCCGUGGUGGUUUACACCAUGCUGGUGCUCAUCCUGGUCUACACCUUCCAGUUCGAGUCCUCCAUUAACGUGUGGUCCAACAUGACGGGCAUGAGCAGAGAGAAGCUGGAGGAUCUGGGUCUGGAGAAGUUCUCCGUUCCCGCUCUCUUCACGCGGAUCUUCAUCCCCACCUCGUUCCUGCUGGUCUGCAUCCUUCAUCUGCACUAUUUCCACGAGCGCUUCCUGGAGCUCACCGACAUCAAAUCUGUGGCAGACAAACAGAAGAGCACUAUCUCCAGGCUUGUUCAUCUGGAUGGGAGUCUGGUGGAUAUUUCCAUGGUCAAACCUUCAUUCAACUCCGUAAACGAGGAGGAGAUUGAGGAGAGAGCCCACCAGGAGAAAGAGGAGGAGGAUGUUAAACACUGGGAGGAAGAGAAGCUCUCUGAGCCACGCUUCACGUCUGAGAGCUUCAGCUGCUCCAUGUCUGCAGAUCCUGAGCCGGAGCAGGAGUCAGAGCUGAAGAGUAAGUGGCAUCUGGUGGUGGAGCGUCUGACCGUGCUGUUCCUGAAGUUCCUGGACUACGUUCAGAAGCUGCAGCUCUUGAUCUGGUGGCUGCUGGAGCUUCACAUCAUCAAGAUCGUCUCGUCCUACAUCAUCUGGGUCUCGGUCAGAGAGGUGACUCUGUUUAACUACGUGUUUCUGGUGAGCUGGGCCUUCGCUCUGCCCUUCGGUCAGUUCAGGCCUCUGGCGUCCAGCGUCUGCACCGUCUGGACCUGCGUCAUCAUCGUCUGUAAGAUGCUCUACCAGCUGACCUCCAUCAACCCCUCCUCCUACUCCAGGACCUGCAGCAUGCCGGGGAACUACACAGAGGCUCAGCGCUUGGACCUGUCCAGAUCUCUGCUCUACAGCGGCCCGCUGGAUCCGGCCAACUGGAUCGGCCUCAAGAAGUUCUCUCCGCUGCUGGAGAACCUGAGGAAUAACCUCCUGAUGCUGGCUCUCUUGGCGUUCGAGGUGACUAUUUACCGUCACCAGGAUUUCUACCGUAUGAAAAACAACCUGACCCCUCCGGUCACGAGAACCAUUUUUCACAACAUCACACGACAGCAUCUGGACGACGGCAUCGUCAACUGCGCCAAAUAUUUCAUCAACUACUUCUUCUACAAGUUUGGGCUUGAGACCUGUUUUCUGUUGGCGGUGAAUGUGAUCGGCCAGCGGAUGGAUUUCUACGCCAUGCUGCACGCGUUCGGUCUGAUUGCGGUGAUGUAUCAGCGAAGGAGGACCGCCGUCGCCCGCGUCUGGUCCAAGUACUGCUGCUUUCUGGCCUGCAUGCUAGCCGUCCAGUACCUGAUGUGCAUCGGCAUCCCUCCCGCCGCCUGCACAGACUAUCCUUGGAGACGGCCGUCCUCCAGCAUGGACUCAAACGUCAUCAAGUGGCUCUACUUCCCCGACUUCCACACCAAACCCAACUCCCUCUUCCUCCUCUAUGACUUCCUGCUGCUGCUGUGUGCGUCGCUGCAGGGCCGAGUGUUCGAGGAGGAGAGCGCGGCGGCCGUGAAGCUGCUGGCCGGUGAUAACGAGGAGAUCUGUCGAGAUCUGGACGCCGCCAGCUUCAGCCAGCACAACCCUGUGCCCGACUUCAUCCACUGCAGGUCGUAUCUGGACAUGCUGAAGGUGAUCAUGUUCAGCUAUCUCUUCUGGUUCGUCCUGACCAUCAUCUUCAUCACGGGCACCACGCGCAUCAGCAUCUUCUGCAUGGGAUACCUGGUGGCCUGCUUCUACUUCCUGAUUUUUGGGGGCGAGCUGCUACUGAAGCCGAUCAAGAGCAUCCUUCAUUACUGGGACUUCCUCAUAGCAUACAAUGUCUUCGUGAUCACCAUGAAAAACAUUCUCUCGAUCGCGGCGUGUGGAUAUAUCAAAGCACUGGUGGCCAAUCACUGCUGGCUGAUCCAGUUAUUCAGUCUGGCCUGCACUAUAAAAGGAUAUUCAAAGCCGGAGCAGAACGCUCAUAAACAGUGUGAGCUGCCGAGUGACGAGGCCGGGAUCAUCUGGGACAGCAUCUGCUUCGCUUUCCUGCUGCUUCAGAGGAGGGUCUUCAUGAGCUACUACUUCCUGCACGUCGUAGCAGACAUCCGCUCCUCUCAGGUCCUCGCCUCCAGAGGAGCCGAGUUGUUUCAGGCCACCAUUGUGAAGGCGGUUAAAGCCAGAAUAGAAGAAGAGAAGAAGUCCAUGGACCUGCUGAAGAGACAGAUGGACCGCAUCAAAAGCCGACAGCAGAAGUUUAAGAGAGGCAAAGAGAGGAUGCUGUCUCUGGUGCAGGACAGUGGAGAAAGCCACUCGGUAGUGGAGGAGGAUGAAGGAGACAACAGCAAAGAGAAGAAGAAGGACAAGAGGAAGCAGUGGUGGAAGCCUUGGGUCGAUCACGCGUCCAUGGUCCGAAGUGGCAACUAUUACUUAUUUGAGACUGAUAGUGAGGAAGAGGAGGAAGACGAGGACAAAAAGGAUGAGGAACCUCCCAAAAGAUCUGCGUUCCAGUUUGUAUACCACGCCUGGAUAACUGACUCAAAAACUGCCAUGAAAGAGAGAAGCAAGGAAAGACGGAGAUUCUGGCAAAGAUACACGGAGCGCAGCACGAACAAGAAGGACCAGAAGGAAGUGCAUGUUUCCAUUGAGGAAGGAGAUCAGGAGGAAGGUGUUACAGAAGAGGAGGUAUCUGAUGGUCCAGAUAACAUCCUGAAGCGGGUGUUUAACAUCGUGAAGUUCUCCUGGGUGCUGUUCCUGGCCCUGCUGGACAGUUUCACGGCCUGGCUCAACUCCAUCGGCCAGGAGCACAUCGAUAUCUCCACCGUCCUGCGCAUCGAGCGCUGCAUGCUCACUCACGAGGUCAAGAAGGGGAACGUUCCUUCACGGGACAGCAUCCACGUGUACUACCAGAGACAGAUGUGCAGGCCAGCGUCCGCCGGAUCCAGCCUGGACCGGACCGAGGACGAGUGCUCGGACUUCAGCCCCCUGCGGACCGACGGAGACCAGACCGAUCUCUCCAGAGAAAACCUGUCCAGUGUGUACACUGAAUCCACGCUGCUGUACGAGCCUGAAGAAAGCAGCGAGCUCGUUCUGAAAACCAGCCAGCGCUCUCGAGCCAGACUCUGCCGCCUGCCCAGUGUAGAUGUGCAGUCGUCUGCAGACAGCGCAGCCUCCAGCGAGCUGUACCCUCGGCAGGGCACCAGCGACACGGUCGAGGAGAGCGAGCUUCCCGAGCAUCCGGAGAAACUGUGGAGCAGCACCUCGGAGCUUCCCAGAGACAUCCCUCCCUCCUACAGCAGAGCCACGGGCCUGGACUCGGCCGGACGCUCCGAGGCCCGGAGGCUGAGGAUACAGACCCCCGAUGAAGAGAGGAGCGCCGACACGCUGCUGUCCACGAGCCAUCAGCUGACCGCCAGCGAGCUGCUGCAGAGCAGGCUCUUCUACGACGAGGACCUGGAGGCGUCCGAGUGUUUCUACCGCUCUCAGCCUCCGCUCCUGCAGCUCUGCUACGCUCUCUAUAACACGCUGGUGGCUCACUCAGAGAUGGUGUGCUAUCUGGUCAUCAUCCUCAACCACAUGAUCUCUGCGUCCGUGGCCACGCUGGUGCUGCCCAUCCUCAUCUUCCUGUGGGCCAUGCUGUCGGUUCCUCGGCCCAGCAAACGCUUCUGGAUGACGGCCAUCGUCUACACGGAGGUGACCAUAGUGAUCAAGUACUUCUUCCAGUUUGGUUUCUUCCCGUUUAACCAGAGCAUAGAGCUGGACAAAUCCAAACCCUUCCACCCGCCCAACAUCAUCGGCGUGGAGAAGAAAGAGGGCUACGUCCACUACGACCUGGUCCAGCUCCUCGCGCUCUUCUUCCACCGCUCCAUCCUGAAGUGCUACGGUCUGUGGGACGAAGACGUGCCCAGGACGUCUCACACUGAUUCAGACAGUGAAGAGAAAGCUGAGAAGAGCGCCGCUGACGUCUCGGCCGUCUCCACAAACACCCGUGUGCCCAGGAAGGCCGUCCACAGCAGCUCGGCGGUGCGGAGACAGAGCUCCAGCGUCUCUCAGCGCUCGGCCCGGUCCAGAGCAGGCAGCAGCGGAGCGAGGACGAGCGUUCGAUCUCUCAGCGCUCAACAGAAGAGCCGCAAGGAGCUGGUUGCGGAGAAGCUCAGAGAACAGCUGAUCAAAGCUAAGCGCUUCACCAUCAAAACGAUUCUGGAUAUCUACAUCCCCAUUCGGCAGUUCUUCUAUAACCUGAUCCACCCGGAGUACAGCGCCGUGACCGACGUCUACGUGCUCAUGUUUCUGGCCGACACCGUCGACUUCAUCAUCAUCGUUUUCGGAUUUUGGGCUUUCGGGAAACACUCGGCUGCGGCUGACAUCACUUCCUCUCUGUCGGAGGACCAGGUUCCCGAGGCCUUCCUGGUGAUGGUUCUGAUUCAGUUCGGCACCAUGGUGGUGGACCGUGCCCUGUACCUGAGGAAGACGGUGAUGGGGAAGGUCAUCUUCCAGGUCAUCCUGGUCUUCGGCAUUCACUUCUGGAUGUUCUUCAUCCUCCCGGGGGUCACUGAGAGGCGUUUCAGUCAGAACACGGUCGCCCAGCUCUGGUACUUCGUCAAGUGCAUCUACUUCGGUCUGUCGGCCUAUCAGAUCCGCUGCGGUUACCCGACCCGGGUUCUGGGCAACUUCCUGACCAAGAGCUACAACUACGUCAAUCUCUUCCUCUUCCAAGGGUUCCGCUUGGUGCCGUUCCUGACGGAGCUCAGGGCGGUGAUGGACUGGGUCUGGACCGACACCACGCUCAGCUUGUCCAGCUGGAUCUGUGUGGAGGACAUCUACGCUCACAUCUUCGUGCUCAAGUGCUGGAGGGAGUCGGAGAAGAGGUACCCUCAGCCUCGGGGACAGAAGAAGAAGAAGGUGGUGAAGUACGGCAUGGGAGGGAUGAUCGUGAUGCUGCUCAUCUGUAUCGUCUGGUUUCCUCUGCUCUUCAUGUCUCUGGUCAAAUCCGUGGCCGGUGUGGUCAACAAGCCGCUGGACGUGUCGGUCACCAUCACGCUGGGAGGCUUUCAGCCCAUCUUCACUAUGAGCGCGCAGCAGAAUCAGCUGAAGGAUGUCACGGACAGAGAUUUCAUAAGCUUCAUGAAUUCAUACAGACACAUUCCUAGCGCACUGCAGUUCUUGGAGGCGUAUACAGCGGAGGACGUGACCGUGGCUGAGCUGGAAGGAAGCUCAAACUCUCUGUGGACCAUCAGCCCUCCCAGCAGGAAGAACCUGAUGGACGUCCUGAGCAAAGAGGACCAGUUUCCUGUAACCAUGUCCUGGAGCAUACAGAGGAACCUGAGUCUGGGAGCAAAGGCUGAGUUUGCAAUGGACAAACACAUCACGUAUCUGGACAUGAACACCAGACAAGAGCUGAUAGCGUUACUCAACGGGACCAGGAACAAACCUGUGGUCAUAGAACAAGUAUUUCCCUGCUUCAUUCGAGCGCCGAGCGACUCAAACGCCAAACCGGUGGAUCAGCUUUACACAGACGAGGGCUACAAGAGCAUCCUCCUGGACCUGGAGAGGUCUCACAACGGCAGCGAAGACAUUCAGGAGUGGUGGAUUGUGGACCAGCCGUCAGCGGGGAAGAUCCAGAUGAGAUCCGAGUCCAAGCUGGAGAAGAAGAGAGAGGCAGGACUGCAGCUGUACGUCUUCAGCGAUAAAGUCAGUCCUCCCAGCCUGGGCUUCCUCGCAGGUUACGGGAUCAUGGGUCUCUACGCGUCCGUGGUGCUGGUGAUUGGGAAGUUCGUCCGCGAGUUCUUCAGCGGCAUCUCUCACUCCAUCAUGUUCGAAGAGCUUCCGUGCGUCGACCGCAUCCUCAAACUCUGCACCGACAUCUUCCUCGUGCGGGAAACCGGCGAGCUGGAGCUGGAGGAGGACCUGUACGCCAAACUCAUCUUCCUCUACCGCUCGCCGGAGACCAUGAUCAAAUGGACCAGGGAGAAGACCAAAUGAGCCUGCUGGGAUUGCCUUAAACUCAAAGACGGCGUUAAGACUGAGACAAACACGUCCCGAGAGGUCGGAUUGCUGAUACGGCGUGACCUACGGCCCUGAUUCGGUCUCUAUUCGUCAGCUCUAGCGCCACCUGUCUGUCUGGAGACCGGUUCGCCGCGCGUUGUGCAAUAUGCUGUCCUGGAAGCUGGCCGUAAACUUGAACAAAGAAAGGAGAUGGUGACUGAACACUAGCCACUUUUUUUCUUCAGAGAAGACGCUUGGGUUCGUAAGACAUUGAGCGGAGGACUGAAGGGUUCUCAGGAAAGGAUGUCACUUUACAGACACGUCCCUGUGAUUGUGGGUCAAUGUGAGCAUAAAGCACACUCUGGAAACCAACCGUUGUCUCAUUUGUCCGUCUUACAUGCAUUUCAAUGACCGUUUUGUAAGAAACUCAGAUGUAAAAAAUCAUAUUCUGUUUAUUCAGGUGUCGUGAAAACAUGCAAAUCCAGAAUGAACAGAUUGUUCCCUGCACAACAAGUAAACUGAUCGAGUUCCUC